ACCUCUUGUAGGGGUGUUUCCCAUUACCCUCCUUAUCCCUUGCUGUUUGACAGUUGAGACAAACACUCAGUCCUGCAGCCGUUCCCUGCCCUGACAACACACAGGGUCAAUUUGUGCUUUUAUACACCAAAAACGUAACAUCUGAGCAUAAAAAUAUCAUUUGGACAAAAAUCAGUUUUGAGGGGUGAGAAAACGAAAGUGUCUGAAGGACUCAGGUGGCCAGGAAGUUUGACAGACCUGACACAGAAUCUAAAAGGCAACUGCCAUGGGAAAUACUACCAGCAGCGCCUUGUCAAAGGAGAUCCUGGAAGACCUGAAGCUUACCACCAAGUUCAGUCAGACUGAAAUUUGUCAGUGGUAUGAGAACUUUCAGAAGCAGUGCCCCACAGGACGCAUCACGCCAGAAGAGUUUGAGGAGAUCUAUGCCCGCUUCUUCCCUGAGGCCGACGCCAAGAGCUACGCGCGCCACGUGUUUCGCUCCUUCGACACCAACGACGACGGCACUUUGGACUUCAAGGAGUAUAUCAUAGCACUGCACAUGACCUCCAGCGGCAAGACGACCAGGAAACUAGAGUGGGCCUUCUCGCUGUUCGAUGUAGACAAGAACGGAUACAUCAACAAGUCGGAAGUGAAAGAAAUCUGCCAGGCCAUAUUUAAGCUGAUCCCCGAGGAAGAGCAGAAGAGGCUACCAGAGGAUGAGAACACACCCGAGAAGAGAGCCAACAAGCUGUGGGCUUUCUUUGAUAAGAGGGACAAUGAACGACUGGCUGAAGGCGAGUUCAUCAAAGGAGUGAUUGAAAAUGAGAACGCAAUGCGCCUCAUUCAGUAUGAACCUAUGAAACAAUAGUUAUUUCUGCUUAUCUCCCCUCAUUCUUUUUCUUUCCCUCGUUGAGCUCAACCCUCCACUUAAGUCACUCACCUCUGUGUAAAUACUUUCUUCUUGCACUGUCAAGGUUUCACCAAGUUUUCAAUAAGUUUUGAAUUUUGUUUUAAUGUUUGUGAACACAUUAUGUAAACUAGCCGGCAAUUUGUUAAAUAGCAUUCACAGCCAAAAAACUAAUUUUGUUGUAACAACAUAAAAAACAAAGAAAUAAAGAUGCAAAUGUGAUAUUAUAAAAUAUAUUUUUAGGUUUAUUAAAAUGUUGGUCUUAGCUUGUUUUAGUGUUUUGUUUUUUCACUGAUUUUGGAACGAUUUUGUUUGUAGCUCUCAAGUGUUGUGCUUCAUUCAUCGAACAAUAAAUUAAAGGUUUUCUCAUA
This is a messenger RNA of Austrofundulus limnaeus, 1257 nucleotides long. RefSeq names its product recoverin 2 (gene rcvrn2). Gene Ontology annotation, molecular function: calcium ion binding. The coding region runs from base 266 to 847 and encodes 193 amino acids. The transcript is spliced from 4 exons. The record is from RefSeq and is a predicted model, not a curated record. NCBI's taxonomy places the organism in Eukaryota, Metazoa, Chordata, Actinopteri, Cyprinodontiformes, Rivulidae.